UCAGUGGGCCAAAGUCCACUCAGAAGAGAGUAUAAAGUGGAUGUUGUUGACUGGUUCCGGUAUAUUUUAGAGAGGCACAGUUGAGGUAGCAGGGACUGCUACAAAAGCUUUAGACCACAGGGUUGUCUAAGAAGAGAAAGCUUCAAUGGAUGCGGUUGUGGUCCUGGUGCUCUGUCUCUCCUGUUGUCUCCUCCUUUCACUCUGGAAACAGAGCUCUGGAAAAGGGAAGCUUCCACCUGGGCCUACUCCUCUCCCAAUUAUUGGAAAUAUCCUACAGUUAGAUAUUAAGAAUACCAGCAAAACCUUAAGCAAUCUCUCAAAAAUAUAUGGGCCUGUGUUCACUUUGUAUUUUGGCAUGAGGCCCACUGUGGUGCUCUAUGGAUAUGAAGCGGUGAAGGAAGCUCUGAUUGAUAUGGGAGAGGAGUUUUCUGGAAGAGGCAGUUUUCCAGUGGCUGAAAAAGCUGGUAAAGGACUUGGAAUCAUUUUCAGCAAUGGGAGGGAAUGGAGGGAGAUCCGGCGCUUCUCCCUGAUGACCCUGCGGAAUUUCGGGAUGGGGAAGAGGAGCAUUGAGGAUCGCAUUCAAGAGGAAGCCCGCUGCCUUGUGGAGGAGUUGAGAAAAACCAAUGCUUCACCCUGUGAUCCCACUUUUCUCCUGGGCUGUGCUCCCUGCAAUGUGAUUUGCUCCACUGUUUUCCAGAAUCGUUUUGAUUACAAAAAUCAGAAGUUUCUAAACAUAAUGGAAAAGUUAAAUGAAAACACCCAGAUAAUGAGCUCUCCAUGGAUGCAGCUCUGCAAUUGUUUCCCUGUUCUCCUUGAUUUUUUCCCAGGGAGUCAUAACAAAGUACUUAAAAAUGUUGCUGAUUUUAACAGUUUUGCUUUGGAGAAAAUAAAGGAGCACCAAGCAUCCCUGGACAUUAACAAUCCUCGGGACCUUAUCGACAGUUUCCUCAUCAGGAUGGGGCAGGAAAAGCACAAUCACCACUUUUCUUUAGAAAACCUAACAAAUACUGUAGUUGAUUUAUUUGGAGCUGGCACAGAGACAACGAGCACUACCCUAAGAUAUGCUCUCCUCCUCCUGCUGAAACACCCAGAGGUCACAGCUAAAGCCCAGGAAGAGAUUAACCGUGUGAUUGGAGGACACCGAAGCCCCUGCAUGCAAGACAGAAGCCACAUGCCCUACAUGGAUGCUGUGAUACAUGAGGUCCAGAGACACCUUAACUUGCUCCCUUUCAACCUGCCCCAUGCAGUGACAUGUGAUGUUAAAUUUAGAAACUACCUCAUCCCCAAGGGCACAAACAUACUAACAUCUCUGACUUCUGUGCUGCAUGAUGACAAAGAAUUCCCCAAUCCAGAAGUGUUUGACCCUGGCCACUUCCUAGACAAGAGUGGCAACUUUAAGAAGAGUGGCUACUUCAUGCCUUUCUCAGCAGGAAAACGGUCAUGUGUAGGAGAGGGCUUAGCCCACAUGGAGCUGUUUUUAUUCCUGACUACCAUUUUACAAAACUUUACCUUAAAACCUGUAGUUGACCCAAAGGACCUUGACACCACCCCAGUUCGCAGUGGGUUUGCUUCUGUGCCACCUUCUUACCGGAUCUGCUUCAUUCCUUUGGAGUAAAGGCAGACCACUGACUUCUCGCAUGGUAUUGUCUGCAAUUCCCUCUCCUCUGGGGCCUCAUUCACCUUGUUUCAUCUUCAUUUCUAUGCAUUUUAUGACCUCUCCUCCCCUCAUUACUACAUUCUCUCAAGAUCCAAAAACAUCCAACCUCCAUUAAAGGAAAAUUUCAUGAGUUACACUACACAAAUGCAUCUGCUGUUCUCCAUACUCUGUAACAUUUGUAUUGGUCAUCAUAUAUGCUGAUACUUACCUAUUGUGGGUAAGUACUAUGUAGCCAGUAUGAAAUAGAGCCAGAUGAUUAAUAUAUGCCAAUGUAAAGCCAUUUCUCCUUUGCAUGUUCUAAAUAAAAAUCAUAAUUUGAUGAGCCAGU
Manis pentadactyla (Chinese pangolin) is the source of this 1985-nucleotide messenger RNA. RefSeq names its product cytochrome P450 2C9-like. The transcript is spliced from 9 exons. The record is from RefSeq and is a predicted model, not a curated record. The coding region runs from base 146 to 1615 and encodes 489 amino acids. Gene Ontology annotation, biological process: xenobiotic metabolic process. Gene Ontology annotation, molecular function: heme binding; iron ion binding; oxidoreductase activity, acting on paired donors, with incorporation or reduction of molecular oxygen, reduced flavin or flavoprotein as one donor, and incorporation of one atom of oxygen. NCBI's taxonomy places the organism in Eukaryota, Metazoa, Chordata, Mammalia, Pholidota, Manidae. Gene Ontology annotation, cellular component: cytoplasm; intracellular membrane-bounded organelle.